CAUUCUCCUAACAACCUGGAAUGCUUUGAGCAGGAUUUCCUGCAAGAACAUUUCCCAGUACAAUGGCUCGCUCCUCACGGAGAUCUUCUGGAUGGGGACUCACCUGUUUCUCCGUCCUGCUCUUACUGUUCCUCAUUUCAUCUUCAGUUGCGGUCAAACAUCAUGAUUUCAAGCGGUGCGACCAGUCGGGCUUCUGCAAGAGAAACAGGGCACUUGCAGACUCUAUGACGGAAAAGAGCAGUCCCGGCUCUUCUCCUUACCAGCUAGACGCUGCUUCGGUCAAGUUCAAGGACGGCCGACUAGAGGGAUCCAUCAUUAAGACAGUACAAGAUACUGGCCCGGUCAAGCUCCCUUUAACAAUCUCUUUCCUCGAACGGGGCAAUGUGCGGGUGAUUAUUGACGAGGAAAAGAGAAGGAAGGGCGAGGUCGAGCUUCGGCAUGGCAGCGUAGCUCGGAAGGAGAGAUACAAUGAAGCUGGAGCAUGGGCCUUGACAGGAGCUGGUCUCCAGUCUCAGAAGAGUGCAUCACUCAAAAAGAUUUCCAAGGAUGUUAGCGAGGUAUCAUGGGGACCCGACAGUCGCUUCAAGGCCACCAUUCAGCACGCCCCAUUCAGUAUGGAGUUCUGGUCUGGGGAUGACAAGCAAAUCGUGCUCAACGGUCGUGGCUUCAUGAAUGUCGAGCAUUGGCGACCGAAAAUUGAUAAGCCUGCGGCAGAUGAGAACUCAACGCAAGAGGCAGCCAGCACCCCUGCUGAAGAUGAAAGUACCUGGUGGGAGGAAAGUUUUGGAGGUAACACAGACUCUAAGCCCAAGGGACCGGAAAGUGUCGCAAUGGACAUCACCUUUCCUGGUUAUGGCCACGUCUAUGGGCUUGCAGAGCAUGCUGGGCCACUGUCUCUCAAACAAACACGAGGUGGAGACGGCAACUACGAUCAGCCAUACCGAAUGUACAACAGUGACAUCUUCGAAUAUGAGCUCGACAGUCCGAUGACACUCUAUGGCUCUAUUCCUUUCUUGCAAGCCCACAGGACAGACUCCACGGUGGGCAUCUUUUGGCUGAAUGCCGCUGAAACUUGGGUGGACAUCACGAAGUCGACUCACGGCGGAAACCCGCUAACUCUCGGUCUAAGUGGUGGUGUAGUUGACACCCAUACUCAUUGGAUGUCAGAGAGCGGUAUCUUGGACGUGUUCGUUAUGCUCGGUCCAACUCCUAAAGAUCUGUCCAAGUCCUAUGGCGAACUGACCGGUUACACUCAGCUACCAGCGUCAUUCGCGCUGGGAUAUCACCAGUGCAGAUGGAACUACGUGAGCGAUGAGGACGUAAAAGACGUGGACCGGAAGUUCGACAAGCACAAUAUCCCAUACGACGUUAUCUGGCUUGACAUCGAAUACACUGACGACAAGCAAUAUUUCACUUGGGACCCCCAUACUUUCCCGGACCCCACCUCCAUGGAGCAACAGCUGGAUGAGACCGAGCGCAAGCUUGUGGUCAUCAUCGACCCGCAUAUCAAAAACAAGGGAGGGUAUUUUGUGGAUGAAGAACUCAAAAGCAAGGGGCUGGCUGUUAAGAACAAGGACAACAACAUCUUCGAGGGUUGGUGCUGGCCUGGCAGCUCACAUUGGAUCGAUGCUUUCAAUCCUGCAGCGAGGGCUUGGUGGAAGUCCCUGUUCACAUAUGACCGAUUCAAAGGGACAAUGAACAACGUCUGGUUGUGGAAUGACAUGAAUGAGCCGUCUGUCUUCAAUGGUCCCGAGAUCACCAUGCCCCGGGACAACAUUCAUCAUGGUGAUUGGGAGCAUCGAGAUGUGCACAACAUCAACGGCAUGACCUUUCACAAUGCCACUUAUCAUGCCCUUCUUGAGCGCAAGAAAGGCGAAGUACGUCGACCCUUUGUAUUGACCCGAUCAUUCUAUGCAGGUUCGCAACGAUCUGCUGCAAUGUGGACAGGUGAUAACCAGGCCAAUUGGGAUCAUCUUGCGGCAUCUAUCCCAAUGAUUCUGAACCAAGGUGUCAGUGGCUUCCCUUUCGGCGGCGCUGAUGUGGGCGGGUUCUUUGGAAACCCCAGCAAAGAACUGCAAACUCGAUGGUAUCAAGCUGGCAUAUUUUACCCUUUCAUGCGUGGUCACGCACACAUCGAUACGCGCAGACGAGAGCCUUACCUCCUAGGCGAGCCAUACACCAGCAUCAUGGCCAAGGCUAUACGGCUACGCUACGCAUUGUUCCCGGCUUGGUACACUGCUUUUCACGAAGCUUCUACAGAUGGCUCUCCUAUUGUUCGCUCCCAAUAUUACGUCCACCCUGGAGACGAAAAGGGUUUCGCCAUUGACGACCAGUUGUAUCUCGGUUCGACGGGGUUGCUGACCAAGCCCGUCACGGCCGAAGGCGCCGAAAGCGUUGACAUCUAUCUAUCAGACGACGAAAACUACUACGACUACUUCGACUACACGAUAUACAACGGAGGUUCCAAGACACACAAGAUAACUGCGCAGCUCGAGAAGAUUCCUUUGCUUAUGCAAGGUGGGCACAUCAUCCCUCGAAAGGACCGCCCCCGGAAAAGUUCAGGAUUGAUGAAGUGGGACCCAUAUACCCUUGUCGUAGUUCUUGACAAGGACGGCGAAGCCCAAGGAACCCUCUACGCCGACGAUGGGGAGACAUUUGAUUACGAACAAGGAGCUUCCAUUCAUCGACAGUUUACUUUCGCCAGCGGAGAACUCAAGAGUACCAACCUUGGUGCAAAGGGAGCAAAGACGGCGAGUUAUUUGAAGACCAUGAAAGAAGUGACAGUUGAAAAGAUCAUUGUCGUGAAUGCACCUGCCACAUGGUCAGACCAGAAUGAAGUCUCUGUGACUGGGGAAGGAAUUAAAGGCAGUGUUCAAGCAGAACUGAUCUACCAUGGACCGGCAGGGAGCAAGGCCGCCUGGGCUGUGAUCAGGCGUCCAGGAACGAGCAUUUCAUCGGACUGGACCAUUUCUUUUCCAGAGACGUCCAGUCCGAAAUCUGAGCUGUAGGCUUGUACGAUAAGAAGAAGGAUCUGACAAAAGUGCAUCAGCGUCCAAUGACUUGUGAUAUAGAAAAGAAAUAGACACGCCUUGCUGUAGAUUUCGACCAAAAAUGCUUGUGCCCUGGAAUGUUGCGGACUUGGG
Molecule: messenger RNA, 3143 nt
Organism: Exophiala xenobiotica
Lineage: Eukaryota; Fungi; Ascomycota; Eurotiomycetes; Chaetothyriales; Herpotrichiellaceae
Exons: 2
Coding region: 63-3008 (981 amino acids)
Biological process (GO): N-glycan processing; carbohydrate metabolic process
Cellular component (GO): glucosidase II complex
Molecular function (GO): alpha-glucosidase activity; carbohydrate binding
Source: RefSeq, a predicted model, not a curated record